AUGCUCGUUCGGAUGAUUGCCGGUGCUGGACUUCUCGGCGGCGGCGUUGCGGCGUUUGUGUUUUGCAGCGAGGAGCCGAAAGAGAGCAAGUCGUACACAACGUGGACCACCGACUUGCAGCGUUCCACACACUGGGACAGCAACUGGGACAGGCGGGACCCUCAUUUCUGCGCGAGGCCACCAGAGGACUCCUCACCGGCAGAACAGAUUCGUUACGACGAUGAAGUGAUGAAGGCCAAACCGAAGCGAGAUCGCUAUCUCUACCUGAUUCGCCACGGUCAAUUCAAUGUGAAGGGCACUACGGACCAGGAGCGCGCGCUUACAGAUCUUGGCCGCAAGCAAGCGGAUCUGACGGGUCAGCGGUUAAAGCAGACGGGCAUCCCUUUCACGAGGAUGGUCCACUCGACGAUGACGCGGGCCAUCGAGACGGCCGAGAUCAUCCACAAGCACUUGGAGCCGCUUGCGAUGGAGUCGUGCGAGCUCAUCAUCGAGGGGGCGCCCGUACCACCAGAGCCACCUUUUAGGUCCACAACGUGGAAUCCGAAGGCCAAAAAUUUUUUUGUAGAGGGCGCCCGCAUCGAAGCUGGCUUCCGCAAGUACUUCCACCGGGCGCUUCCCACUCAGCAGGAGGACUCGCACGAGAUCAUCGUCUGCCACACGAACGUGAUCCGGUACUGGGUGUGCAGGGCUCUGCAACUUCCACCCGAAGCCUGGUUGCGCUUGUCCCUCCCCCACUGCAGCACAUCGGUCGUGAAAAUCACGCCGUUAGGAGAUGUCUCCCUGCAGGCACUCGGGUGUGUCGGACACAUGCCCAUGGAGAUGAUAACAAAGUGACACUUCCGGAGCU
Molecule: messenger RNA, 847 nt
Organism: Dermacentor silvarum
Lineage: Eukaryota; Metazoa; Arthropoda; Arachnida; Ixodida; Ixodidae
Product: serine/threonine-protein phosphatase Pgam5, mitochondrial
Exons: 5
Coding region: 1-834 (277 amino acids)
Biological process (GO): positive regulation of mitochondrial fission
Cellular component (GO): mitochondrion
Source: RefSeq, a predicted model, not a curated record